UCCUAACUAAGCGCAGGGAAAUGCAAUAAAAAAUAGAAAGAAACGGUGGGGACUUGAAAUGCACCAUACAUGAGAGAGAGAGAGGGAGGUAGAGAUAGAUCAGCAAACACACAGCUCCCAGGACAAAGUGGUUCCGCUUCAUCCUCUCAGCAGGGAGAGAAGAGUGGUGCCCAGAGGACAACCAGCCGGGGAUCAGCUGUUUCCUCUGGAGUUCGUAGCAGCGAUGUUCCUGCGCUCUUAGGAGAAAACUAAAGGCACCGGGUUUGCUUGCUGUCGCCUCGUCCGCUGGACCUCGCAUCGCAUGGGGACAUGAAUAGCGUGGACCCAGCCUCUAACAAACUGUUGACUUUCAAUCAGCGCAUAAAAGAAACCUCCCUGGAAGCGCUGAGAGUGACUACAGAGGUGAACUACAAAAAUUGUUGGCACCCAGCGAGCUCCGCCUCAGAGGACCUGGGCUGCAGGCGUGGAGACUUCAGCAGGAAACACUAUGGUUCAGUCGAGCUGCUAAUUUCCAGUGAUGCAGAUGGGGCCAUUCACAGGGCGGGACGCUUCAGGGUGGAGAAUGGCUCAUUAGAUGAGGCUUCAGACUACACUCCAGGAACAUGGAGGAGAACGGACGUCCAUCUGGAAAAUCCAGAGUACCACACCAGAUGGUACUUCAAGUACUUCUUGGGAAAAGUCCACCAGAACUAUGUGGGUACAGAUGCUGAGAAAAACCCUUUCUACCUGUCAGUUGUCCUCUCUGACCAGAACAACCAGCGGGUCCCUCAGUACCGAGCUAUCCUGUGGAGAAAGACGGGAACUUUGAAGAUCAGCCUCCCCUAUAGCCCAACUAAAACACUAUCAGUCAAGUCCAUCCUAAGCGCAAUGAACAUGGACAGGUUUGAGAAAGGCCCCAGGGAGAUCCUCAACCCGGAGAUUCAGAAGGACCUGCUGGUGUUGGAGGAACAAGAGGGUUCUGUCAACUUUAAAUUUGGUGUGCUGUACGCCAAAGAUGGACAGCUCACAGAUGACGAAAUGUUUAGCAAUGAGACGGGGAGCGAGAACUUUGACAAGUUCCUCAACCUGCUCGGUGAUACCAUUACACUGCAAGGAUGGGCAGGCUAUCGCGGAGGGCUCGACACCAAGAAUGACACUACAGGACUUCAAUCCAUCUACACAGUGUAUCAAGGGCAUGAGCUCAUGUUCCACGUCUCCACCAUGUUGCCCUACUCUAAAGAGAACAAACAGCAGGUGGAGAGGAAGAGGCACAUUGGAAACGACAUUGUUACCAUAGUAUUUCAGGAAGGGGACGAGGCGUCAUCGUCCUUCAAACCAUCUAUGAUCCGAUCACACUUCACCCAUAUUUUUGCAUUAGUCAGGUACAACAGCCAGAAUGACAGCUACAGGUUGAAGAUUUUCUCUGAGGAGAGCGUUCCACUGUUUGGACCCCCUCUCCCAUCUCCGCCUGUGUUUACUGAUCACCAUGAAUUCAGGGACUUUUUAUUAGUCAAAUUAAUCAAUGGAGAGAAAGCCACAUUGGAGACACCAACGUUUGCCCAGAAACGUCAGCGGACCCUUGACAUGUUGAUCCGCUCGCUCUACCAAGACCUGAUGCCUGACCUUCACAAGGUUCCCUUUUCUCCCCAGAACAUGUUAAACAGGAGGUCUUUUAGCGACGUGCUCCCUGAGUCUCCGAAGUCGGCGCGUAAGAAAGAGGAGGCCCGGCAGGCUGAAUUCGUCAGAAUAGGCCAGGCUCUGAAGCUGAAGACCAUCGUUCGAGGAGAUGCACCUACAAGCCUUGUUACCACGGGUCUGUGCAGAAAAGAGCCAUGGGAAUCCCAGUCUUUCUGCAGCACGUUUCCCUAUGACAUCGUCUGUGCUGACUCGUGGGGUCAGUCUCUGCUGGUGGCGACUGAUACUGCGGGGGUCAUGAUGCUGGACGGCCCUGAUCCAGUGCUGCCUGGUGCUGAGACACCGACGCUUCCCCCAGUGCAGGUGUUUGACAAAACCAUUGCAGUGAAGCAGAUGCACAUUCUAGAGCCUCAGGACCUUCUGAUCACCAGAGCAGACAAAGGAAAGGACGCCCGGCUGUAUGUGUUUAGACUCUGCGCCAUCAAGAGAGGCCUGGAGGAACGGCAGCUCGUAAGAAGCAAGUGUGACUGCAGAGAGAACAAACUAGAGAAAACUAAAGGUUGCCAUUUGUAUUCAAUUAAUACCCACCACGGCUCCGAGCUGAGAAUAGUGGCAGCCAUAAGAACCAAACUUCUCCUAAUUACCAGGAAACAUCCCCGUUUCAGCGCCGUCGCCUCAGGAACAGAGUCUCCAGUGGAGGAAUUUCAGUAUAUACGGGAGAUCUGUCUGUGUGAUCCGCCUGUGGUGAUGGCGUUGGUAGACGGUCCGACAGGGGAAAACGACAACAUGAUAUGCGUGGCCUACAAACACCAGUUUGACCUGAUUAAUGAGAGCACCGGGGAUGCCUAUCGACUUCAUCAUGUAGACGCUAACAGGGUAAACUUUGUAGCAGCCAUUGAUGUGUAUGAAGAUGGGGAGGCAGGCCUGCUCUUGUGUUAUAACUAUAUUUGCUAUUAUAAGAAAGUUUGCCCAUUUAAUGGCUCCACACCGAUGAUCCAGUCCAACACCUCUGAUUUCCACUUCAGCUGGAACCAGAUGCCCAAUGCAAUUGUUUGUGCUUUUCCUUACAUCCUCGCCUUCACAACGGAUUCCAUUGAGAUCCGACUGGUGGUCAAUGGGAACCUAGUGUACACAGCGGUUGUCCCGGAGCUGCAGCUGGCUUCCUCAAGGUCGGACAUCUAUUUUGUCUCGUCAGCGCCGGUGAGCUCAGCCUCUAACUGCAGUUCCAGAGACACCAGCUCUCAGAGCUCCCCACAGACGCCCACUGGCUAUGAGAUGCCCGUGUUCCCUUCACCUCUUGGAGAUGAUUCAAUACGGAUCCCCUAUGGUACCAAGCUUUCCCUGUACAUGUCUAAGGAUGCUGAAGGUGAAGCAACCUGUAAGCACAUCUUCAAGAUUCCUCUCUGUAACCUGGUGGGCCGCAGCAUCGAAAGACCCCUGAAGUCCCCUCUGGUCAACAAAGUGAUGACGGCACCCACCCCCGCCAUGAUUGCCCCGGCGCCGCUUAUCUCCGCCACACAUUCACUGUCUCUGUCCCGCAUGGAGAUCAAAGAGAUAGCCAGCCGCACACGGAAGGAGCUGCUUGGCCUGACAGAGGAGCCAAGCGGGAAGUCGGACAGCGGAUCAGUCAAACAGAGGAAAAUGAGCAAAAAGAACACUGAAGAGGAGCCCAAGGCUCGAGCUCUGACGUCAACAAACAGUGACAGGUUAGCCUCAGAGUCGACCGAAGCAGACGACGCCCAGCUGCACUGCUCCUCUGCUUUGGAGGUUGAUCCUGAGAUGGUGGUGCUGCAGGAAGAGAGUCCGCCCCUCGCCAGCGCGUUCACUCUCUCCACAUCCUUUGAAGAUGAUGUCUUGGACCUAAAGUGAAGACAAUCCUGUUGUGCACUUCUUUGCUCCUGUACUUUUGUGCUGUCAGUCAUUUUGUUUUUUUAUUUGCUUUGCUUUUAAUUGGUUUGUUGAAAUAAUCCCUUGCCUUUUAAUAGCCCGGGUCUGCACCUAGGAUCUCCAUCAGGUUAUGGUGGGAGUCACAAAACAUGCCUCUGCGCAUGUGGAUCAUGCUGCGUUGGGUGCUUGUAUGGCCCUGCAGCUGAUAACCCAAAAAGGGUAUGAGGUUGUGCGAGAUGCCUGGGUGUGUUUCAACAUUUACAGUAGCUUAGAGAGAGGGAUUUGGGCCGAAACUGCAACCUGGACGUAGAUCUCCAAACAUCCGUGCAUCUGCACGCAGUUCUCUCCGAAGCCACUGUCUAUGUGUUGUAUAUUGUUUGAGAUCCGCUUGCAAAUGUUGUAUGAUAAUGCUCUGUAUCUGUACAUCGGUUUAUACACCAAACUGCAUAUAGUGCCAGGCACAUCUGCCUGAUCUGUUCUAAAUAUUUAUAGAUAUGUUAUAAAACUCAGUUUUGCUCCAGC
Molecule: messenger RNA, 4023 nt
Organism: Cyprinodon tularosa
Lineage: Eukaryota; Metazoa; Chordata; Actinopteri; Cyprinodontiformes; Cyprinodontidae
Gene: garnl3
Product: GTPase activating Rap/RanGAP domain like 3
Exons: 32
Coding region: 310-3483 (1057 amino acids)
Biological process (GO): regulation of small GTPase mediated signal transduction; activation of GTPase activity
Cellular component (GO): cytoplasm
Molecular function (GO): GTPase activator activity
Source: RefSeq, a predicted model, not a curated record